Messenger RNA from Meloidogyne enterolobii, 5619 nucleotides. Lineage: Eukaryota; Metazoa; Nematoda; Chromadorea; Rhabditida; Meloidogynidae. The record is from the annotation of a GenBank genome assembly.
AUGAAUUCUUCAACUUUCUACAAUGCUUUAAUUAAGAGGCCAAAUGAAAGGAAUGAAGAGGAAAUUAAUACAAUAUUUAAUCAUCUUCGACGAUUAGAAGUUUUUGAAAGAUUACACGAUGCCCCAUUAAAAUCAGUAUGUAAAACAGCUAGACUUGAAAGACAUUCGGCCAAUUAUGUUUUGUUUAGAAAAGGACAGUUAGCUACUUGUUGGUAUAUUUUGCUUUCUGGAUCUGUUUUUAUGAAUAAACAAGUUUAUUUGCCUAUUGGAUGCUUUGGUAAACGUAGCAAUAUGAAUUUACGUCGAAUGAGUGAUUGUAUUGUGAUAUCACCAUCGGAUAUGAUUGUGAUUGAUUAUCCGGAUGUCCAACGCAUUACUGUCCAUUUACACAACAAUUCAGACAACAUUUUAAAUCAAACUGGCAAUCAGCCAAACGUCUCAGCUACCGCCUUUCCUGCUUUUGACGGCCCUUCUUCAUCUUCACUUUCAUCCUCACCUUUAGGAGGGGCGGGAACUUCAACACCUUCACUUUUAGUUAGAAGACAAAGUGGUGAUUGUGCUUGGAAAGGCAACAUUCAACAACAAUCAUCAAAGGGUAUUCAAAUAAUGACAAUGGCACCUCCACAACGGUCAGCAGCAGCAACCCCUCUUCCUCCUCAUUAUAAUCAACAACAAUAUUCUUCUAAAUAUCCUCCUCAUCAUCGCAUACCUCCACAUAUUUCUACUUCAAGCAAUCAACAACAACAACUUUGCCAUCAACACAAUAAUAAUAAUAAUCAUCUUUACCAACAACAAUCUACUAUUCAACACAUCCCAGUAACUAAUUCUCCCAUUUGCCAUAGAGUGCCUUCACCAGCGCCGACAUUUUCUUCGCCAGUUAAAGAUGUUUUUCAUUUUUCUCGUCAUCAAAAUAGCAACAACAGCAACAACAACAAUUCUCUUCAACAACAAAAUCGUGGAGGAGGAGUAUUUUUUCAUCCCCAAAUUAUCUUGCAACAACAUCACGCUAAAUCCAAUUCAAUGUCUUCAGGGAAUACUUCCAAAAAUCAACAAAAAAAUAAAGAAUUUUUAAAUGAAGUAGAAGUACCCUUUAUUAGAAUAAAACAACAACAACAACCUAAAACAUUGCCUAGAACAAAAAUUGAUGAAAUAAAUGGAGAAUUGUUAGUAGAGGAAAAGAAUUGUAAAAAUAAUAAUCAGUUUUCUCCAAGACAAAAAAGAUCAUCAAUAACAUCCUUGCGCGAUUCUCCAACAAUUAAUUUGUCAAAUUUUAAUAAUUCUCUAAUACAACAAAAAAUGGCGAUAUUCGAGCCUUCAAAUAAUUCCUCUUCUACACAAACUUUAAAAAUUAAUGAAGAAAUAAUUAAAGAAAAUAUUGACAAUUUAAAUAAUGAUACAAUGACUAAAACAAAGAAAAACACAAAAAUUGAAGAAAAUUUAAAUGGAAAAAAUUCUUUUUUGGAAAAACCUUUGAAAGAAAAAUUGGAAGAAGAAAAAUUUAAUAAUGAAAAAGAAGUUGCUAAUUUAACUGAAAAAAAUAUUAAAGUUCCAAAGUCGCCAGUUACUUCAACUAAUUUUCAAAGACUGAGCAAAAUUCGUUUAAAUAUGGGAAGUGGAAGAAGAAAUACGGUUAAAUUUUUUUUAAUUUUUAUUGAGAAAAAUGGAUUGGGGCUAUUAAUGUUUUUUGGGGAAAAUCAAAUUGUAAAUGAUGAGGAUAUUUCUGCUCUUGAAACUUUAGCUGCAAAUGUUCGUAUUCGACAACAAUCACCUCAGCAAAAUAGAACACAAGGAGCUGCUGCUGUAAAUAAAAUACCCUCAAGUGUUUCUGCCCUAACUGUGGAUGAUUCUGAAGAUUGUUUUGCUGGAUUGCCUGAAACCUCUGUAGAUAAUGAAAUGCUUGAUGAUUGUGAAGAUGAUGAGGAGGAUGAAGAAGAAGGAAGUUGUCCUUCUCACGAUUCUUUUCAUGAAUUACGUGAUAGUGUACGUGAAUGUCUUGAGAAAGAACCAUCUAAUAGAACUGGAGAGGACCUCGCAAUAUUAAUUGAAUUUAUGUCUUCAUUACCUUCAUUAGCCCAAUUACCAAUGAGUAUUAAAAGACAAUUGUGUUUAAAAAUGGUUUUUGCUGUUGUACCGACAAAAGGAACUUCAAUAAUGCAACAUGGAGAGAAAAUAGAUGCUUGGUCUGUUGUUGUAAAUGGAAGUGUGGAACACGUUCAUUCAAAUGGCCAGCAUGUAGAAUACCGGCUUGGUGAUUGUUUUGGAGUACAGCCAAUCGCGCAAACGCAAUACAAUGACGGGGAAAUUCGUACUCUUGCUGAUGAUUGCGAAUUUAUUCUUGUUGAACAUGGUGAUUUUUAUUCAAUUAUGUCUUCAUUGAGCAGACAAAUAGAGCGCGAGAAUGAUGAAAAAAGUGGAGAAGUGGUCAGGGAAGUUGAAAGAAGAAUGAUUGAUAAUCAAGUAGAAUUAGUAGUAACUAAAGCUAGCCCAGAAAGAUUACUCCGCCAAUUAUUGUUGGAUGAAAAAGAUGAUUUAUUACUAGCUGCAACAUCCCCAAUCACAGAAAAUGUUGAUAGUUUAGCAAAUAUUUCAACAAAUUCUGCUCAAAUGGAUUCUCAUUUUGUUGAAGAUUUUUUGUUAAUGCAUAGAGUUUUCUUCCCAGAUUCGUUCUUGGCUAUACGUCAAUUAAUUGAUUGGUUUAGAUUGGAGCCUAAACAUCGGGAAAGAGUGGCUAGAAUAAUGCUAAUUUGGUUAAAUAACCAUUUUGAAGACUUUGAAGGAAAUGAUUCUGAUGGAAAAAUGACUGCUCUUUUGAAUGAAUUUGAUCAGUUAUUGGCCGAUGCAAAAAUGUUCAAUCAUCAAUGUUUAAUGAGCAUAACAUGUUCUGUUAAAUCCCAAUCCAGACAAGUAACAUUAACACGUUCAGAUCGUUCAGAACCUCUUAAUUUUAAAUUGGUUGGGGGAUCCACUUAUGGAGGUAUUUUUGUAAUGUCUGUAGAGACUGGCUCUUCAGCAGAAAAAGUUGGGUUUCGAAGAGGAGAUGAGUUAUUGGAAGUAAAUGGCAAAAAUAUGCGUAAAUUCUCACUUUCUAAUGCUGAGGAUAUUAUCCGGGAAAGCACACAUUUAAGUAUUACACUCAAAACAAAUUGGAUUGGGUUUCAGGAAGCUUUGCUUCAUUAUCAAGAAGAUCAACAAACAAACUCAACUACAACCAUUUCAACAGCCAAUUGCCCUCCAAAAAAGGCCAGCAACCCUUCAGUACAAACCACAACAGCAAUGCCUUCUCGUUAUCAGAAGAAAUGUUCAAUUCCAACGAUUGCUGGUGCUGGGCAUCAUAAUAAACAACAUCCACAAAGAGAAAGACGUUCAACGCUUAGUGCUGCUAUUAAUCAAGUUGAGUUAAAUCCUCACCAACACUAUCACAAUUCUAAAGCAGGCUCUGCAACGCCUACAAGUGGAGGAAAUUCUACAAUCUCUCACAAAAAAGUUUUAAAUAAAUUAAUACAAAUUAUUCGAGGCUCUGUUGACGAUAAUAAUGUUUGUCAUCAACAUAAUAAAUGUUUACAACAAAAGCAACAACAACAAAAUGGACAACAAAUAACUAUUGACUCAACUGAUGGAGAGUCUAAAAAUAAUGGAAAUUCUUUGCGUGCAAGUCGUUCAAAUCCUGAUAUUUCUGUUCAUUCUUGUGGUCCUUGCACUUCGUCAAAUAUUUCAUGUACUUCAUCUUCAUCCACUGCCUCAAAUCGCCACAGUUCUCUUUGUGCUGCUUCCUCAAAUGGCAGUGUUGGAACUUAUUUGCCAAGAAUAGAUCAAGCAUUAAAAAUUUAUAGAAGUGAUCAAAGUUUUAGAUAUAUACCUGUUUGUGCUGAUUUAAAUGCUAAACAAAUUCUACAAUUAGCACUACAGGAAUUCGGAAUUUCUACUGAUUCAAUAGAUGACAAUUCUUGUUUAUGGGCUAUUUAUGAAUGUUCUGUAAGCCAUGAUGGUGUAAUAAAGCAAAGAAGAUUGCCGCCUACAGCUACAAAUUUAGCUGAAACUGUUGCAUUAAAUGCACGUUUAUAUCUUCGAGAUAUGCAAAAAGAGGAAAAUAAUUUAUUACCGGAUGAACUUAUACCAGAAGUUUUAAAACAAGCAAGAUUAACACUUUAUACAUUAAAUGCCCAAUGUAUUGCUACACAAUUAACAUUACAGGAUUUUGGUGUUUUCUCUUCUAUAGAGCCAACAGAAUAUGUAAAUCAUUUAUUCCAAUUGGGAGUUAAUGGAGAAAAUAAUUCUUCGAAACAGCGUGGAAAGGGUUGGGAUAAAUUGGCUGAAUUUGAGUCUCUAUUCAAUCGAGAAAUGUGGUGGGUAGCAACAGAAGUUUGUUGUGAACGUAAUGUUUAUAGAAGAUCUAAAUUAGUUAAGAAAUUUAUCAAAGUUGCCAGACAUUGCCAUUUACUUCGUAAUUUAAAUUCAAUGUUUGCAAUUGUUAGUGGUUUAGAAAAGCCAGCAGUUCGUAGACUUUCUCAUACUUGGGAAAGAGUUCCAGGAAAAUAUUUAAAAAUGUUGGCUGAUCUUCAACAAUUAAUGGACCCAUCUAGAAAUAUGUCCCGUUAUCGACAACAUUUAGCUCAAUUGGCACAAGAGCCUCCUUUAAUUCCAAUUUACCCAAUACUUCGAAAAGACCUUACUUUUGCACAUGAAGCUAAUCCGACCUUUUGUGGACCUCGUCUUGUUAAUUUUGAGAAACUUAGAAUGAUAGCCCAAAUAAUUAGAAAUAUCCAACGAUUUAGUAGUGUUCAUUAUGACCCUUCUGAAUUAUAUAUUGGAAGUAAUGGUGGAAGUGGAGGUGGUGGGACAGCUGAAGUUAUGUUCCAUCAUGAUGCACUCGACCCCGUUAGUGCCACAAUUCGUAAAGCAACUAAAGCUGGAAUUGGUAAUCGUUUUGGCACAAGUACUAGCAGUAAUGGAGCUGGCCUUUCACGGAAGAAACUCUACGAGAGGACGUUGAUGUUAAGGAGGGUACGGGCAUAUUUACGCUCAAUGCCUCUUAUUGACUCGGAGGCUAAUUUGGAUAAAAUUUCCUUGGAAAUUGAACCUCCAGCUCUCACUUCCGGUCAAAGCAGUUCUGUCCAACAAUUACAUCAUUCUUCCUGUUCUCCUCAUUCCCAACACCAAACACAACCAAGUAGUUCGUCUGCAAGUACUGCACGUAGAAGACUUCCCUCUCCAUCACCUAGCAGUCUUUCAUCUCAAUCGAAUCAAUCAAGUUCUAUAUUCCACCAACAGGAAAAACAAAGGCAAUCAAUGGCUGGAGGGAUAAUUGGUGGUGGUGGUGGUAAUGGAUUGCCUAAAUUUGGCGUUGAAUCUCCACAGGCCGUCCAAAAAAUGUUGGCCUUAGUUCAAAAUUCAAAAAUAAAGAGUCGACAACCCUUUUUUACUUCUUUCCAUCAAAGCUCCGGACGUUCACAUUUGCUUCAAUCACACGGUGCUUUGUCUGCUUCUGCUGAAUUGCCUCCAAUUGGUGUAGAUAAUCACCAUUUACAUAUACAACAAAGAAAAAGAUGUUCUGUUACAAGUAGCAGCACAACAACUGAUGAAAAUGUUAGUUGUAGUGGAAAUAAUGAAAGAGCUGUUUAA